Messenger RNA from Zonotrichia leucophrys gambelii, 633 nucleotides. RefSeq names its product POP7 homolog, ribonuclease P/MRP subunit (gene POP7). Gene Ontology annotation, molecular function: nucleic acid binding. Gene Ontology annotation, cellular component: nucleus; nucleolar ribonuclease P complex; ribonuclease MRP complex. Bases 1 to 597 code for a protein of 198 amino acids. Gene Ontology annotation, biological process: tRNA 5'-leader removal. The transcript is spliced from 4 exons. NCBI's taxonomy places the organism in Eukaryota, Metazoa, Chordata, Aves, Passeriformes, Passerellidae. The record is from RefSeq and is a predicted model, not a curated record.
AUGUCCUCGGGGGAGGGGUCCCGCGUGUCCUCGGGGGAGGGGUCCCGCAUGUCCUCGGGGGAGGGGUCCCGCAUGUCCUCGGGCCGCUCCUCCGCUCCGUCCCCGCCCCCGGGGGCGCUCCCCGGGCCCCCCCCCCGCCGCCGCCGCCGUGCCCCGCCCCCCCCCGCCGCGGGUUCCCCCCCCCCCCCGCGCUCCGGUGCCGCCCCCGCCGCGCGCGCGGGCAGCCAUGACGUGUUCGUGACGUCACGCUCGGAUUUCCGGGCGCAGCUGCGGCGCUGCCAGCGGCUGCUGGCGCCGGGCGGGGGUCCCGGGGAGCUGCGGCUGCACGGGCUCGGGCUCGCCGUGCCCCGCACCAUCAACCUGGCGCUGCAGCUGCAGGCGGGCGCGGGGGGCGCGCUGCGCCUGCACGCCAGCACCUCCUCCGUGCCCCUCCGCGACCGGCACCGGCACCGGGACCGCCACCGGCACCGGCACCGCGAGGGCCCCGACAGCGCCGACAGCGACGGCGGCGACGGCGACGGGGACGGGGACGGGGACACCCCGCGGCACAACUCGGCCAUCCACAUCCGCCUGUGCCGGGAGGCGCCCUGUGCCUGAGGGGGCACCGGGACCACCGAGCCCGGGGCGAAACAC